This is a messenger RNA of Nicrophorus vespilloides, 1123 nucleotides long. It is a transcript of the gene endos, whose product is annotated as alpha-endosulfine. The transcript has 4 exons. Gene Ontology annotation, molecular function: protein phosphatase inhibitor activity. The coding region runs from base 298 to 642 and encodes 114 amino acids. The record is from RefSeq and is a predicted model, not a curated record. Gene Ontology annotation, cellular component: cytoplasm. Lineage: Eukaryota; Metazoa; Arthropoda; Insecta; Coleoptera; Silphidae.
CAGAACGCGUCCAGUGUGCAUCUCUAUCCAAAACGAGCAUUCUGCAACAGGCUGUCUCCUUCCAUCGAACAUUGCAGAAUAUUGCGUGUGGUUUUGUGCGACGAAGUGGUCACGGGCUGAACCGAAAGCAGGCUGCCAGUUUUGUCUCCAUGUUUUUGUUGAGCGAUCUGCAGCAAUCAUUUUUACCGUCCUGUCAAAUUUAUCAAAUUUCUGUUUGUGUUUCGCCGUUAUUUCCCUUCAAACGCCGCUAAAAACUCUUCGUAACUACACAGAACCAAAGCAGAGUUGCAAGUAAUCAUGAGUGAGCAAGCAGAAGACCAGCAGGGAGCAGAGAUGACGCCUCAUGAUGUGGAGAAGAUUGAGGAAGAGAAGUUGAAGGCCAAGUAUCCAGCUGGGGUAUCAACGAGCAGGCCAAUUGGUGCUCACUCAGCCUUCUUACAGAAACGUCUUGCCAAAGGGCAAAAAUUCUUCGAUUCAGGUGACUACCAGAUGGCAAAACAGAAGAUUGGUGGCAUCAACAAACAGCCAUUGAAAGUGACAGAUCCAGUGAAUAAUGCCACUGGUGAUGCAAUCCCAACACCUGAGACUGUACCUGCCCGGAAGACAUCUAUUAUUCAAACUUCUAAGUUCAACCCCAGUUAGUUUUGCAGUCCAUCAGCGGCGAAUCAAACAGCAAAUGCAGCCCCAAUAUAUUUCUCUCUUGUAGAUAUUGUUUCCUAAUUUUGUAAAUUUUUUUGUAUUUAUUUUCAUCUCUCUUAAAUUUUAUUUGCGCACUGGAAUCUGUUAACACAAUAGCGAAACGUUUAUUUUUAAUACAAACAUUUUUAUUCGUAUUAAAAUCAUUUUGAAUCUUGUUUCGUAUUCCUUUACUUUUGCUCCAUGUGCAACGCAAACGAUAUGUAAUGUUUAUUUUCGCUAACUUAUACUUAAUACUAUAGUUAUUGGAAUUAGGAAUAUAAGAGUUUUUAACAACCGGUUCUAGGGUGACACCGGCUGUAUUCGAAUACGUUCGUCUAUUAGUCAUUUAAUAAAAUGCAGUAUUUAUUGAACCGUUUAAAUUUUUGUAACUGUAUGUUUGCCAAUAAAAUAUAUAUUGGGCACGGUAUUUCCAUCUCUCAGUAAA